UGGCGGCGUCCAGGGGCUCAAGCUGCACGUGAGAAAGAGUUUGAACACCUGGGAAUCCUGGAGUGCAAGUGUUCCCUACCAAUUUCCGUUCCCUACGGAGUUGCUUCCCUCCGAUUGUUCCCCAGGUCCUCGCGGGCCACUGCCCCUCUGCAAUCAUGAAGACAAAGCCCGUUUCCCACAAGACCGAGAACACACAUCGGUUUCUUACGUUUGCAGAACGACUGGGGAAUGUGAAUAUCGAUAUCAUUCACCGGAUUGAUAGAACUGCAAGUUAUGAUGAGGAGGUUGAAACCUACUUUUUUGAGGGUCUGCUGAAAUGGAGAGAAUUGAACCUUACGGAACACUUUGGGAAAUUUUACAAAGAAGUUAUUGACAAAUGCCAGUCAUUCAAUCAGCUGGUCUAUCAUCAAAAUGAAAUCGUUCAGAGUUUGAAGACUCACCUGCAAAUCAAGAACAGUUUUGCUUUUCAACCCCUUUUGGAUUUGGUUGUACAGUUGGCACGCGAUCUGCAGACAGACUUCUAUCCACAUUUUCCGGAUUUUUUUCUGACGAUCACCUCAAUCCUGGAGACUCAGGACACCGAGUUGUUAGAAUGGGCUUUCACCUCGCUGUCGUAUCUUUACAAGUACCUGUGGAGGCUCAUGGUAAAGGACAUGUCCAGCAUAUACAGCAUGUAUAGUACACUCCUGGCUCAUAGAAAACUACAUAUAAGAAAUUUUGCUGCUGAAAGCUUUACUUUUUUGAUGAGAAAGGUUUCUGAUAAAAAUGCACUUUUCAACUUAAUGUUUCUUGAUCUUGAUGAACAUCCGGAAAAGAUAGAAGGAGUUGGACAGUUGCUCUUUGAAAUGUGCAAAGGAGUGAGAAACAUGUUUCACUCCUGUACAGGAGAGGCAGUGAAGCUAAUUUUGCAAAAGCUAGGACCAGUUACUGAAAUAGAAACUCAACUACCAUGGAUUUUAGUCGGAGAAACUCUCAAAAACAUGGUCAAAUCUACUGCGUCCUACAUCCACAAGGAACAUUUUGGUACAUUUUUUGAAUGUUUACAAGAAUCACUCCUUGAUCUACAUUCAAAAGUAACUGAAACUGAUAGCGGUGAAAGUUCUGAACAGAUUAAAAGAUUGUUAGAAACAUAUCUGAUACUUGUGAAACAUGGAAAUGGAUCAAAGAUAACCAAGCCUGUUGAUGUUUGUAAGGUAUUGACACAAACAUUACAAAUAACCCAUCUCUCCACAUCUUGUCGGCAGACCCUCUUGGAUGUAAUUUCUGCUUUGAUCCUAGGCGAAAAUGUUUCCUUGCCAGAGACCCUCAUCAAAGAAACCAUAGAAAAAACUUUUGAGAGCCGAUUUGAAAGACGUUUAAUUUUGGAUUUUUCUGAAGUCAUGUUUGCUAUGAAACAGUUUGAGCAGCUUUUCCUACCCAGCUUUCUCUUAUAUAUUGAGAAUUGCUUCUUGAUCGAUGAUGCUGCAGUCAGAGAUGAAGCUCUGGCCAUUUUGGCCAAGCUUAUUCUGAACAAAGCAGCACCUCCCACUGCUGGCUCAAUGGCAAUUGAGAAGUACCCUCUGGUUUUCUCACAGCAGACGGGAUCCUAUCUAAGGCAGAAGACCAGAUCCAAGGGAGGAAAGGAACAGGUCCCAGUAUUGGACCAUCUUUUAUCUAUCAUUCAGUUACCCCCAAGUAAAGAUACGACUUUCCUUUCACAGUCUUGGGCAGCCCUUGUCGUGUUACCUCAUAUUAGACCUCUUGAGAAGGAGAAGGUGAUACCACAAGUCACAGGCUUCACGGAGUCACUCUUUACGACUGUUGACAGAGGGAGCUUUGGAAAAGGAAAUUUAUUUGUUCUUUGUCAAGCUAUAAAUACUCUGCUAAGUUUGGAAGAAUCUUCUGAACUACUUCAGCUAGUUCCUGUGGAACGUGUGAAGAAUUUAGUAUUAACGUUUCCUCUGGAGCCAUCUGUGUUGCUGUUGGCUGAUCUCUAUUAUCAGAGAUUAUCCUUAUGUGGCUGCAAAGGGCCACUUUCUGAGGAAGCUUUAAUGGAAUUAUUUCCCAAGUUACAAGCAAACAUUUCAACUGGCAUAACCAAGAUUCGGCUUUUGACAAUAAGGAUCCUAAACCACUUUGAGGUUCGACUUCCGGAACUAAUGGAGGAUGACGGGCUCUCAGAGCGUCCAUCUGCCUUUGCUAUAUUGCGCCAGGCAGAACUUGUUCCAGCAACUGUGAAUGAUUACAGAGAGAAGCUUCUUCACUUGAGAAAACUAAGACAUGAUGUGGUGCAGACGGCAGUCCCUGAGGGGCCGCUACAGGAGGUGCCGCUUCGUUAUUUAUUAGGCAUGUUAUAUGUCAACUUCAGUGCUCUCUGGGAUCCUGUUAUUGAACUCAUAAGUUCUCAUGCAUGUGAAAUGGAAAAUAAGAAAUUUUGGAAAGUCUACUAUGAACAUCUGGAUAAAGCAGCUACACAUGCUGAGAAAGAGCUGCAAAAUGACAUAAGAAAUGAGGAGAAAUCCAUUGGAGAUGAAAAUUGGGAGCAGACUCAGGAAGGAGAUGUUGGAGCUCUUUUUUCUGAGCAGUUAACAUUGAAAACCCAUUGUCAGGAAAGACUGGACCACACCAAUUUUCGAUUUUUGCUCUGGCGAGCUCUCGCAAAAUUCCCAGAAAGGGUAGAGCCACGGUCCAGGGAGCUUUCUCCACUUUUCUUGAGGUUUAUCAACAAUGAGUAUUACCCAGCAGACCUGCAGGUUGCUCCAAGCCAGGAUCUGCGAAGAAAAGGCAGAGGUGGGGCAGCAGAGGACACAGAAGAAGAACCUGCUGCUGGAGACGAUGAAGAGGUAGAGGAGGAGGGUGUGCCCCAAGAUGAAACUUCACCGAGGAAAAAGACGAGAAGAGCUGCGGCAAAGCAGUUAAUCGCUCAUUUGCAAGUUUUCUCUAAAUUUUCGAAUCCACGGGCCUUAUAUCUGGAAUCCAAAUUAUAUGAGCUUUAUCUUCAGUUGUUGCUACACCAAGAUCAAACGGUGCAAAAAAUAACCCUGGAUUGCAUAAUGACAUAUAAACAUCCGCACAUCCUCCCUUACAGGGAAAACUUGCAAAGAUUGCUUGAAGACAAAAGCUUUAAGGAAGAGAUAGUGCAUUUUAACAUUUCAGAAGAUAAUACAGUCGUGAAAGCAGCCCACCGAGCAGAUCUGUUUCCUAUUCUGAUGAGAAUUUUGUAUGGCCGAAUGAAAAAUAAGACUGGGAGUAAAACUCAGGGGAAAUCUGCUUCAGGCACCCGCAUGUCCAUUGUUCUGAGGUUCCUUGCUGGGACCCAACCUGAGGAGAUCCAGAUAUUUUUAGACCUGCUGUUUGAACCUGUGAAGCACUUCCAGAAUGGAGAAUGCCAUGCUGCCGUCAUUCAGGCAGUAGAAGAUUUGGAUCUGUCUAAAGUCCUUCCUUUAGGUCGUCAGCAUGGUAUCUUAAAUAGCCUCGAAAUAGUGUUGAAGAACAUUAGUCAUCUGAUCAGUGCGUACUUACCAAAGAUUUUGCAGAUAUUGCUCUGCAUGACAGCAACUGUAUCGCACAUCCUUGACCAACGAGAAAAGAUACAGCUGAGGUUUAUUAACCCACUGAAAAAUUUAAGACGUCUUGGAAUCAAAAUGGUAACUGAUAUCUUUUUGGAUUGGGAGUCCUACCAGUUCAGAACAGAAGAGAUUGAUGCUGUAUUCCAUGGUGCAGUUUGGCCCCAGAUCAGCAGGCUUGGAGCUGAGAGUCAGUAUUCUCCUACUCCUCUGCUGAAACUAAUUAGCAUUUGGAGCAGAAAUGCAAGAUAUUUUCCUUUUCUGGCUAAGCAGAAACCUGGGCACCCAGAAUGUGAUAUCCUGACCAAUGUUUUUGCGAUUCUCUCAGCAAAGAAUCUCUCUGAAGCCACAGCCAGUAUUGUGAUGGAUAUAGCCGAUGACCUUCUUACCCUUCCAGAUUUUGAACCCACAGAAACAGUUUUGAGCUUGCCCGUAACUGGAUGCGCAUACCCAGAAAGUGCAGAUGAGUCUAUCACAAUAGGAGGACGAUUAAUUCUACCUCAUGUACCUGCAAUUCUCCAGUAUCUCAGCAAAACCACAAUAAGUACAGAAAAGGUGAAAAAGAAAAAGAACAGGGCACAAGUCAGCAAGGAACUUGGCAUUCUUUCAAAGAUCAGCAAGUUUAUGAAAGACAAAGAACAAAGUUCUCUACUCAUUACACUCCUCCUUCCUUUCCUCCACCGUGGCAAUAUUGCUGAGGAUACAGAGGUUGAUAUUCUGGUGACAGUACAAAACCUGUUAAAACAUUGUCUGGAGCCUCCAAGCUUCCUCAAGCCUCUGGCAAAACUCUUCUCAGUUACUAAGAACAAGCUGUCAAGACGAUUGCUUUGUACAGUUUUCGAGACUCUUUCUGAUUUUGACAGUGGAUUAAAAUAUAUUACUGAUGUUGUCAAGCUUAACGCCUUUGAUAAAAGACACCUUGACGACAUCAACUUUGACGUUCGCUUCUCAGCGUUCCAGACUAUCACCUCUUACAUUAAAGAGAUGCAAACCGUGGAUGUUAACUACCUCAUUCCAGUUAUGCAUAAUUGUUUCUAUAAUCUGGAGUUAGGAGACAUGUCUUUAAGUGAUAAUGCCAACAUGUGCUUGAUGAGUAUCAUCAAAAAGCUAGCUGCCUUGAAUGUCACAGAGAAAGAAUAUAGAGAAAUCAUUCAUCGUUCACUCCUGGAGAAACUGAGGAAAGGCUUGAAGAGCCAAACAGAGAGUAUUCAUCAGGAUUAUACCACGCUGCUUUCCUGUUUAAUUCAAACCUUUCCAGAUCAACCAGAAUUUAAAGACUUGGUACAGCUUACUGAUUACCAUGAUCCAGAAAUGGACUUCUUUGAGAAUAUGAAGCACAUUCAGAUCCACAGGCGAGCAAGAGCCUUGAAGAAACUGGCAAAACAACUAAUGGAAGGCAAAAUCAUGCUGUCUUCUAAAUCUCUCCAGAAUUACAUCAUGCCUUAUGCCAUGACUCCAAUUUUUGAUGAGAAAAUGCUCAAGCAUGAAAAUAUAAUCAUUGCUGCCACGGAGAUUAUUGGAGCUAUUUGCAGACAUCUCUCUUGGUCAGCAUAUGUAUAUUACUUGAAACAUUUCAUUCAUGUCUUACAGACAGGACAGAUCAAUCAAAAGUUGGGUGUCAGUUUGCUAGUAACAGUGUUAGAAGCAUUCCACUUUGACCACAAAACUCUUGAAGAACAAAUGAAAAAAAUUCAGAAUGAAGAAAGCACAAUAGAAGAGAUUGAGUUGCCAGAGCAUGAAGCCAUGGAAUUAGAGCAUAUGGAUGAGGAAGAGAAGGAAAACAGAUGUAAGAUUUUGUCCGACAACAAUGAAGAACUAGGAAACCCUCCUCCAGGAACAGCAGCUAAUGAAAACGAGUGUAUCACCAAGUCCAUCUCUUCCCUUCCUCGGAGUAAGGAAGAAUUGGAGAGAACAAUUAAAAAUAUCCAAGGAACCAUAACCGGGGAUAUCUUACCCAGGCUACAUAAAUGCCUGACAUCUGCGUCAAAAAGGGAAGAAGAACACAAGCUCAUAAAAUCCAAGGUUGUGAAUGAUGAGGAAGUAAUUCGAGUUCCUUUAGCUUUUGCCAUGGUUAAGCUAAUGCAGUCCCUCCCACAAGAAGUUAUGGAAACUAAUCUGCCAAGUAUUUUGCUGAAAGUGUGUGUCCUCCUCAAGAACAGAGCACAAGAAAUCAGAGACAUUGCACGCAGCACUCUCGCAAAAAUAAUAGAAGAUCUGGGUGUGCACUACCUACAAUAUAUUUUAAAAGAAUUACAGACUACCCUUGUCCGUGGAUACCAGGUCCACGUGCUAACUUUCACUGUUUACAUGUUGCUACAUGGCCUCACCAACAAGCUACACGUCGGGGAUUUGGACUCUUGUUUAAAUAUCAUGAUUGAGAUUUUUAACCACGAGUUGUUUGGUGCCAUUGCUGAAGAGAAGGAAGUAAAGCAGAUCCUUUCCAAAGUCAUGGAGGCACGAAGAAGCAAGAGUUAUGAUUCUUAUGAAAUCCUGGGCAAGUUUGUAGGAAAAGAUCAGGUUACCAAACUUAUCCUUCCACUGAAAGAGAUCUUGCAAAAUACCACGAGUUUAAAACUAGCCCGGAAAGUUCAUGAAACCUUACGCCGAAUCAUUGCAGGAUUAAUUGUCAAUCAGGAAAUGACGGCAGAAUCCAUUCUCUUGCUCAGUUACGGUUUGGUCAGUGAAAAUCUCCCCCUGUUAACAGAGAAAGAAAAAAAUCCAACAGCCCCUGCACCCGAUCCCCGUCUGCCACCCCAGAGCUGUCUGCUGCUCCCCCCAACUCCAGUUCGAGGUGGGCAGAAAGCUGUUGUGAGCAGGAAAACGAACAUGCACAUAUUCAUUGAGUCUGGGCUUCGGCUGCUGCAUCUGAGUCUGAAGACAUCCAAGAUCAAGUCUUCCACUGAACGUGUUCUGGAAAUGUUGGAUCCUUUCGUUUCUCUCCUCAUAGACUGCCUGGGUUCCAUGGAUGUGAAGGUGAUCACAGGUGCUCUACAAUGCCUGAUCUGGGUCUUGAGGUUCCCUCUGCCUUCCAUAGAAACAAAAGCGGAACAGCUGACAAAACACCUUUUCCUUUUGCUGAAGGACUAUGCCAAACUUGGAGCUGCCAGGGGCCAGAACUUCCACCUGGUGGUAAAUUGUUUCAAGUGUGUGACGAUACUUGUGAAGAAAGUGAAGUCUUACCAGAUAACCGAAAAGCAGCUUCAGGUUCUACUAGCAUACGCGGAGGAAGACAUUUAUGAUACUUCAAGACAGGCCACUGCAUUUGGUCUUCUGAAGGCCAUUUUAUCAAGGAAAUUGCUGGUCCCCGAAAUCGAUGAUGUCAUGCGGAAAGUAUCCAAGUUGGCAAUUUCUGCGCAAAGCGAACCCGUCAGAGUCCAGUGCAGACAGGUUUUUCUGAAAUAUGUUCUUGACUAUCCCCUGGGUGAUAAAUUGAGACCAAACUUGGAAUUCUUGCUCGCUCAACUGAAUUAUGAACAUGAGACUGGGAGAGAGUCUGUCUUGGAAAUGAUCGCUUAUCUCUUUGACACAUUCCCUCAGGGACUGCUCCAUGAGAACUGCGGAAUGUUCUUUAUUCCUCUUUGUCUAAUGAUGGUGAAUGAUGACUCUGCCAUGUGUAAAAAGAUGGCAUCUAUAACGAUCAAAUCCUUACUCAAUAAAAUCAACCUUGAGAAAAAAGAUUGGCUCUUUGAUAUGGUUACCACCUGGUUUGGAGCAAAGAAGAGCUUAAGUAGACAACUCGCUGCCCUGAUCUGUGGCUUGUUUGUGGAAAGUGAAGGCCUCACUUUCGAGAGAAGACUUGGAACUGUUCUACCUGUGAUUGAAAAGGAAAUUGAUCCUGAAAACUUUCAAGAUAUUGUGGAAGAAACUGAAGAAAAAGCUGCAGAUCGUCUUCUGUUUAGUUUUCUGACACUGGUAACUAAACUCAUCAAGGAAUGCAGUAUCAUUCAGUUUACCAAGCCCUAUGAGACUUUGAGUAAAAUCUGGAGUCAUGUGCACUCCCACCUGAGACAUCCGCACAGCUGGGUGUGGCUCACCGCAGCUCAGAUUUUUGGAUUGCUCUUUGCCUCUUGCCAACCAGAGGAGCUCAUUAGAAAAUGGAAAGCCAAAAAAACUAAAAGGAAACUCUCAGAACCUGUAGCAUUCAGGUUCCUAACCAGUGACCUUGACCAAAAGAUGAAAAGUAUCGCCCUGGCCUCUUGCCAUCAAUUACAUUCCAAAUUCUUGGAUCAAUCUCUAGGAGAGCAGGUUGUUAAAAAUUUGUUGUUCGUAGCCAAAGUCUUAUAUUUACUGGAACCCGAUUCUGGGGAUAAGCAAGAUGACAUCAAGGAGGACAUGGAGGAGCAAGAAGCUUUAGGAGAUGGCGUAGCCAGAGAAGAUACCGAACAUGAGGCCUGUGCACACGAGAAGGAAGAGCACAGCAGGCCAGCCACGCUGCUGUACUUGAUCCAGAAGUUGUCCCGGAUUGCAAAACUGGAAGCCGCUUACUCACCUAGAAACCCUUUAAAGAGAACUUGCAUCUUUAAGUUUCUCGGAGCUGUGGCAAUGGACCUUGGCGCAGACAAGGUGAAGCCAUACCUCCCGGUGAUCAUAGAUCCUUUGUUCCGAGAACUGAACAGCACCUAUGCGGAACAGGAUCCUUCGCUGAAGAAUCUAUCCCAGGAAAUCAUAGAAUUACUCAAAAAGCUGGUUGGGCUGGAGAGCUUCUCAUUAGCGUUUGCCUCUGUACAGAAACAGGCUAAUGUGAAAAGGGCACUCCGGAAAAAGAGGAAGGCUUUGGAGUUUGUAACUAAUCCUGAUAUUGCUGCCAAGAAAAAGCUGAAGAAACACAAAAAUAAAAGUGAAGCAAAAAAGAGAAAGAUAGAGUUCCUGCGCCCAGGCUAUAAGGCCAAGAGACAAAAGAGCCGCAGCCUGAAAGACUUGGCAAUGGUGGAGUAAAGUGUCCCUGUGCUGACAGUUUCCCCGCUUCCCCAAAGCAUCACCUGUCCAGUUUUCUGCUGGUCUGACGUCACAGCAGGUCUUAUUUAAGGUAAACUUUGGCAGAGAUUGUAUAUUAUUAUACCUUUAAUGUAAUCGUGCUCAUAUAUUUUUUAAUUAAAACACUUCAUAAUACCAUUGUAUUUUCACUGUCUAAAAAGCAUGUGACAUUAGCAAUAGUUAAAAAUUAUUGUUUCUAAAAAUACAUUUUAAAAUAGCAACACAAAAAGGAGUAAAUCAAACAAAUGAUUUACAAUACCCUUCUGGAAGCAAUGGAGGCAGUUACAAACUAUCAAAAAACAUUAAGAAAAAUUUGCACACACACACACACAAAAAAAAAAGACUGCACAAAUGGAGAGGUAUAACCAUGUUCAUGGAUAGGACGAUUGAGUAUCAUAAGAUGCUAGUUUUUCCCAAGUUAGAUCCCACUGGUUAAAUGCGUAUCUGAGCAAAAUCCCAAAAAGAGUUCUUCAUAUUAUCCUAGUAAGCCAAAUCUAAAAUUUGUACAGAAGCUGAAAGUAGCCAUGAUGCUCCUUAAAAAGAGCAGUGAGGGGUUUUCCUAUCUAUAGAAGGAACAUUUGAUCAAUUCUUCUUCAUUAAAAUUAAGAACUUCUCCUUAGGAAAAGACGGAACUGUUAUGGUAUGUACCAUAGACUGAUAAAGGAUUAGUGGUAUCUAGGCUAUAUAUUGAAUCCCUAUGAAUCAACAAAGAUAAUCCAGUAGAAAGAGUGGCAAGAGCAAAAUAGGCAUUGCACAGAAAUAUAAAUGGCCCUUAAGCAUUAACAUUUAGAUGACAUGUAUUCUCAAAUAUGAAAGUACUUAUGUACUGGUUGGUAAGUAGUCCCUACCUUGAGACCCCUCCCAAGUGCCACCAUGGCUGCGUGAAUCCCUAGACUCUGUAUGUCUCCACACCAGAAAUUAAAGGCUUAAUACCUGGACUGUUAGGGGUCCUCCUGCAUCAGCUAAGUCUAUCUAGUUAAGAUAUUUUGAAUCACCCCUGUAGUCAACGUCAUUAAUAAUUAGGAAAAUGCGAAUUAACAACAGAAUGGAAUUCCAUUUUGAACCCUUCAGACUGACAAAGCUGACAUCACCAAUGUUGGUGAGCAUGGGUAGAGCAAAGGGAACUCUUGUAAACCACAUGGGCAAACAAUUUGGCAUUAACUUGUUCAACCAUAUGGUGUCUUGCCUCCCUCUACACUUGCUGCGGAAGCAAUAUUCUUUAGUGCCCCACAUACUGGGAAAGGAGUGGAAGAGCCAUCCUUUGUGCCAGGUACUUUUGUUUAAUCCUCAAAGUAUCCCUGAGAGAUGCCCUAAAAUGCGUUAUUUUACAGAUAAGGAAACUGAGACUCAGAUUAAAUAAUUUACUUAAGGGUAACAUAGAUUGUACGUAGCAUAAUCAGGAUUCAAACCCAGGAUUGAAAGCCCUUGCUCUUAGAAUUUGUAAUUAUGUAAUUAGGCUCUUAGAAUUUGUAAAUAUGUAGUUAUGUAAUUACAGCACAUAGCAUAGGAAUCAAAUGUUCAAACAUUUCAUAACUUCAGCAUCUGUGUCUUGAUGUAGUUUGUCUCAAACAGGAGUUCUCAUACUACCAGGAGUUUGUAAUGUGCCAAACAGAUAAAUAUGGGGCAUCUUGAAAGGCCAAUUUCAAUUCUAAGUGAUUUAAAGUACAUGUAUUGCUUUCAUAAAAAAUUAAAAAAUAAAAAAAAUAGAAGUUAAUAUUAAGGCAAAAAUUAUAACAGAUAUCUCAGGGAUACUGAGCAUAGCUUUGUUUUAAUCAGUAAAUAUUUAUUGAGUGCCUACUAUGUCCCAGGUGCACCACACUAGAUGCAAGGGAUACUAACAGUAAAUAAAGUUGGUCCCUGCCCUCAAGGAGCUUACAUUUCCACAAUUUAAAGUGCAUCUCAGGUAUUCUAAUAACAGAAUUCCACCACUCUCAAUUUUUCAUUGUGAUCGUGUAACAUAGCACAACUAUAAAGUUAUAAAAUAGUGUUAGAGCUAAAACAAACCUUUGAUAUAAUUUGUCCAAGUCUCUUGUUUUAGAGAAAGAGGAAAAACCAAAAAAAACAAGAAAAAACUGAAGGAGUAGCCAUUCGUGCCUAGAACUCAUGUGUUCUGAUUUCAAGUUUGGUGCUUUUUCCAUUUUCAGGCUUCUCACAAGACAAUACUCAGUAGAUUUUUAUAAACAUCAACAUUCAAACUCCUGCAACACACCUGCAUAGUUGUUUCCUGCUAGACAAGAACCUUUUGUUCCAUAUUAAAAUAAGUGUCCGCUCUAUUUAGCCCAUCCUACUGGUGACAAACCAGACAGAUCAGUGUUAUCCAAGUGACCCCCUCAGGGUUUAGCAGGGGCUACACACAGGGCUACCUGCCUGCCAGGACCCCACUCCCCCGUCUUCUGUUCUCAGUGAUCCUCAACUGCCAGAGACGACUUUGCCACUUGACACAAAAAGACCAAAUUAGGAAUGACUGCUGGGGAAUAAGUAAGAAGAGUAAAAAUCCCACCAACGAAAAGAGAAAGCCACAUUCAUGUGAGCUGAGAGAAUGACCAAGUGUGAGGGGGGAGAGAGGCCAGAGGCCUACAUCUGGAAGACAAUGGCAGGGACAGGAAAUGAACCCCUGCUGUUCCUGAGACCUGAGGGUCACUGUCACAAUGGUAUUAAGUUCACUUCACCGGCAUCUAAUUUUUUAAAUGCUGGUUGUCCAACUUAAAAAAUGAAAAAAAUUCUCCCUAAUUUUAGUAAUUACUAAGGACUAUAUUUACUUCUGUCACACUGUAGCCAAUCCUGGGGUAGACUGGGCAGUUGGAAAAGUUCCUUUGAACGUAAUUCUUUUCGAUAGCCUAGCAGUAAGCCUAAUUUUUAAAACCAAAAAUGCUUAAUUUCUCCCUGUAGAACCAAAAAGAUUUUGGCUUUUCACCAAAUUUACAGGUCCAGUUACAAGUAGGUUAAAGGAAUAAAAGACAGCAAGGACAUCUUUUACAGUGCUUCUUAAAAUAGAUCCUUUUUUAUUUCCUUCAUUGUGAAUUAUUUCUCUAAAGUGUUGUGAAUUCAUCAAAUACAACAAUUUAGGAUUGUUUUUACUACCUCUACUAGUAUGGACAAAUAAAUUUAUAGACAUUAUUUUGAAUGUACACUACUUCAAUUAGCAUAAUUUUUUUUAAGGAGUUAGGCUGUCUGUGUUGCCCAAGUUGGCAUUUUCAGAAACUUAUAUAGUGUAGUUUAUGGGACAAGCUCCUAACCCUGAAAUACCUUUCGGAGCCCAGCUCCCACCUCACUAGCAGCUAGAUAAGCUAACUUAUCAGAACCCAAGAUUCCACACGUCCAUAAAAUGAAGA
Messenger RNA from Rhinolophus ferrumequinum (greater horseshoe bat), 11851 nucleotides. It is a transcript of the gene UTP20, whose product is annotated as UTP20 small subunit processome component. The transcript has 62 exons. Bases 156 to 8480 code for a protein of 2774 amino acids. Lineage: Eukaryota; Metazoa; Chordata; Mammalia; Chiroptera; Rhinolophidae. Gene Ontology annotation, cellular component: small-subunit processome; 90S preribosome; nucleolus. The record is from RefSeq and is a predicted model, not a curated record.